Messenger RNA from Toxotes jaculatrix (banded archerfish), 3479 nucleotides. RefSeq names its product spindlin-1 (gene spina). The transcript is spliced from 8 exons. Bases 305 to 1081 code for a protein of 258 amino acids. Lineage: Eukaryota; Metazoa; Chordata; Actinopteri; Toxotidae. Gene Ontology annotation, biological process: gamete generation. The record is from RefSeq and is a predicted model, not a curated record.
UAACUUUCCACGGUGAGAUGGCUGUGGAGUCUCUGCUGGUUCCUGUGAAGUCGAAACGGGCUCUGUGGACAGACAGCAGGAGGCGAGAAAACCCGCCGCUGCCCCCUUCGACCUCCAUUUUUAAAAAACAAUAACGGUCUGGUUCUGGUUUUGCCCUGCAGACGUGAACCCUGACUCCUGAGAACCCAGAACAGAGCUAAACAUCUCAUCAUCAUCGUACCUGAACACUGAAGACUGGCCCUGGACAGGUUUGUGUUGUAGCUGUGUGGCCGGGCAGCCUGGCUGCCUCUCUGCCUCCAGAUGAAUGAAGAACACUCCGGGACACAGAGACACAGCUGAUACAGGGCAUGCAGGUGUUUCUGCAAAUAUGAUGAAGAAAAAGAAUCCCCACAAGAAACAUAAGAGCAGCCUGGGUCCCACCACCAAAGUUCUGUCGCAGCCUCGACGCAACAUCGUCGGCUGCAGGAUCCAGCACGUGUGGAAGGAGGGAGGAGGCCAUGUGGUCUGGAAAGGAACGGUGCUCGACCAGGUCCCAGUGAACCCUGCUCUCUAUCUGAUAAAGUACGAUGGGUUCGACUGUGUUUAUGGUCUGGAGCUUCAUAAAGAUGAGAGGGUUCAGGGGCUGGAGGUGCUCCCUGACAGACUGGCUAAAUCCCGUCUGACAGACGUCAGCCUGGCAGAUGCCAUGAUAGGUAAAGCAGUGGAGCACAUGUUUGAGACGGAGGAGGGUCCGAAGGAGGAGUGGAGGGGGAUGGUGCUGGCCCGGGCUCCCAUCAUGACCACCUGGUUUUACAUCACCUAUGAGAAAGACCCUGUCCUCUAUAUGUACCAGCUGCUGGACGACUAUAAAGAAGGAGACCUGCGCAUCAUGCCUGACUCCAACGACAGUGUUCCAACGGAGAGGGAACCUGGCGAGGUGGUGGACAGCCUGGUGGGUAAACAGGUCGAGUACGCCAAAGAGGACGGCGGCAAACGAACGGGCAUGGUCAUCCACCAGGUGGAGGCCAAGCCCUCUGUCUACUUCAUCAAGUUUGACGACGAUUUCCUCAUUUACGUUUACGACCUGGUGAAAACUUCGUAAAACUUAGCGGACGUCCUGAGCCCCCUCCCCCCGAGACAGAAACAAAGUGCAACACAUGGUGAAACAUCUGAAGCAUUUGAUCCAGUGCUUGUCCCUCAGUCCAUCAAACACAAAAACAAAAGCUCGAAAAAGAAUUCUUGCUGCGGAAGAACACAGGAUAGAUACUUGCUGAGAGUGGGCUUGGUGAAGUGGAAGCCUCUCAUCUAUGACCUUUAAAACAGAAAAAAAUAAAUUGCGUCCCCCUUACAAGGUCCUACGCUUUUUGAAGCCCCUUAAUACCUUUCUGAAAAAAGGAAAGCUGUCCAAACAUUAUGUUAUUGGACAGCAAUCUAUUGUGAAGCUGAAACGAGAGCUGAAACGAGAUGGAGGAUUUUUAGAAUCUCUUAAAAUUUGUUCAUGAUUUCCCAAGACCUCCUCACAUCUAAAGAAAUGAAAUCUUCCAAUUCAUCUUUGGUGUCUGAUUUCAUCCAGUGUGCUGGUUGCAGAGGAAACAUGGUCAAACUGAAAGUCUUCAAAAAUGUAUUGUCAUGUUUCCUACAUCAGCUAAAAGGAGACUCCCCGUGAGGAAGUGAAGUCCGGUGCUCAGUGGUGGAAGGGGCUUCAAAAAGACAGACUGGAAGGAGGUGAAUUCUCAGACCAGACGAACAAGCAGCUGCUGUCGCGAUGUAGAAUGAGCUCGUGUUUGUUUUUGGAACAGUUUAAGACAAGAACAGAGAAUACAGCUCAUUGUUGUGGAUCACCUCUGUAAUCCCGCUCAUCUGUCACAUCUACCAGGGACUGGAUCACAACUGUAUGGAAGCCCAAUUCUGCCAGGAAAAGAAAAAAACAAAACAUAACAUAACAGAUGAAUAGUUAGAAAUGAUGAAAACAAAAAUACUCACUUUAAGUCAAAAUUAUGAGACAAGAAGUCAAAAAUUGCGACUUUCUAAAUGAAAACGAUCAAGUCCAAAGAAUUUCACCUGUCAUAUUUUAAAAAAAAGAUUCACUUUUUUUUAACUCAUGUUUUUAUUUUACAGUUAACUUUAACUUUGAGACUUUAAAAAAAAUGAAUUGUGACUUAGUAAGUUAAAAUGGUUUACUUUAAGAAAUUGUAAUUUUGAAAUAAUACAUUUAAUAAUUUUGACUUUAUAUUUAAGGAUUGUGAAGUAAGACAAUCAUUUUUCCUUUUACUUUGCUACAUAAUGUUGAAUAAGUAAAUCUCUGAUUGUGUAUUGGUAUGCUGACUUAGUAAAUCUUUACUUAAAAUCUUUACUUAAAUCAUAAACUUAAAAGAACUUCUAAUCUCAUAAAUGUGAUUAUUUCCUAAGAGUUUGCCAUUCUUAAUAUUGCAUUUGUUUGUUUUGGGUUUUUUUUGCCUCUGGGCUUCCAAACAACUGAGAUCCAUAAGACAGGAAGUGAAAAGGUACUGGUCCCAGUUUAACCUCAAAGUUAGAGACAGUCUAAAAGAAUAAAUUCUAAAAGAAUAAAAUAAAAACAACCUUCAAACAAGGUUUUGUCAUGUACCAGGGGGGCAUCUCUGAAAGAGUAGCUAUUAAAAAUAUCAAACCCUAAUUUUCCCCCUUUUGUGAAAGUGGGGGUCGACUGAAGUGGGAUUCUGUUUCACUCGUUGUACAAAGCAAGACAGAUUUCUUCAUCACACAGUGUGCUACUUACACAGGCUCCAUUUUACAAUUUCAACUGAACAUUGAUGAAGAAGGUCAACAGAUCAUCAUCUAAAGGCAUCUGCAGUUAAAACUUUUUUUUUUUUUUUGCUUUUUUGUUUUUGCUUCGAUCAUUGCCAAAAUCCUUUCCUGUCGUGAAGUUGUUUGAUGUUAAAGACAAUCGGACAGCUUUCUUGUGACUUCACUAAAGCCUUUGGAAUUGCUCUUGUGUUAUCUUUUCUAAAUCGUCAGUGAAGGAGUAAAAGGACAGAGAAACGAAACUGAAACUCGGCCAAAGCCCUUUCUGUCCUUGGCAAUUUGUUUUAAUGUUACCUGGUUUGUUACGGAUGGACAAACACUCAGAUCUACAGUUUCACAGGUUCCUCUUCCUUCAUUUGAACAUCGGACGCAUUGAUGGAUUCUAAAUGUCACAAUUCGUGGAAACACAAAGGAUUUAAGGAGCUGAAAACUGUGGUUAAACGCACCUUAAAAAUUUGGAGCAAGAGACGAGGAGAAUGUUCCUGGGGCAGUUGACGGUUGUGUGAGACUUUUUAACAUCACCAGAAUCGACAAGAAAAACAAAUCCACUGUAGCGAAACCGUCGAGUUCUCGGUUUUGAAGGGAUCAGUGAGACAGUUCAGAUGUUCAGCGUUGGAAGCCUGUGAUUCCAGUUUACUCCUAUGUGUCAGCUGAAAAAAAAAAAAACAACUAUUACUGAAACAGAAGUAUCCCAGUUUGUAUUUACACACAAACCAAAA